AUGGCUGUUGCUUCUACUUCUUCAAGUACGAAUUGGGUUAAUACUAGACCCACAUUCUCUUCAUCUCCAAGACGCCGAUUGGGUUCGUCUUCCAUUUGUUACAGUAAAAAGCUCAAUUCUAAAACAAUUCACUGUGCAAUUGAAACACAAUCGAUCAUCCAUUUUCCCAAUCGAUCUCCAUGUAAAGAAUCCACAUCCACAUGUCACCCUGAAUCACCUUCUUCUUCGUCGUUUUCUUAUUCUCCGGUAGCACCACGGAAUUGGAACUUGUUCCAGAAGGCUGCUGCAAUGGCAUUGGAUGCAAUUGAAAACGGGUUGAGAACGCGAGAAAAGAAACACCCAUUACCGAAAACAGUAGACCCGGAUGUACAAAUUGCCGGAAACUUCUCACCUGUACCGGAGCAACCAGUUCGGCACUUUUUACCAGUCGCCGGAAAAAUCCCUGAUGAUAUUCAAGGCGUUUACUUAAGAAAUGGAGCUAACCCCUUCUUCCAACCUACCUCUGGUCACCAUUUAUUUGACGGAGAUGGUAUGAUUUACGCCGUGAAGUUUGAUCAAGGUUCUGCUAGCUACGCUUGCCGGUUUACUGAAACGCAGAGACAUGUUCAAGAACGUGCGAUUGGGAAACCAAUUUUCCCUAAAGCAAUCGGAGAACUCCAUGGUCAUUCUGGUAUUGCUAAGCUUCUCCUUUUCUACGCUCGUGGAUUGUGUGGAUUGGUUGAUUGUAGUCAAGGAAUCGGCGUAGCUAACGCCGGCUUGGUUUACUUCAAUAACCACCUUUUAGCCAUGUCGGAGGACGAUUUACCUUAUCACGUUCGUGUCACACCCUCCGGCGACUUAAAAACCGUUGGAAGAUACAGCUUCAACGAUCAAUUGAAGUUGAAUUCCACCAUGAUCGCGCACCCUAAACUCGACCCUGUUUCCGGCGAGUUAUUCGCAUUGAGCUACGACGUCAUCAAGAAGCCUUACCUGAAAUACUUCAGGUUUUCGCCGGAGGGAAAGAAGUCAGAAGAUGUGGCAAUUGAUUUGAAAACGCCGACAAUGGUUCAUGAUUUCGCGAUCACGGAGAAUUUCGUGGUGAUUCCCGACCACCAAGUGGUUUUUAAUAUGUCGGAGAUGAUCACCGGUGGAUCACCGGUGGUUUACGACAAUGAGAAGGUGUCACGUUUUGGGGUUUUAGAUAAAUACGCUUCGGAUGGGUCGGGUAUAAAAUGGAUCGAAGUUCCGGAUUGUUUCUGUUUCCACCUCUGGAACGCCUGGGAAGAACCUGAAUCCGGCGAGGUUGUCGUGAUCGGAUCCUGCAUGACUCCGGCGGACUCCAUCUUCAAUGAAAGUGAUAAAGAAUUAAAAAGCGUCUUAUCAGAAAUCCGAUUGAACCUUAAAACAGGGGAAUCAAGUCGUCGAGCCAUAAUCUCACCUGAAAAUGACGUCAAUUUGGAAAUAGGAAUGGUGAACAAAAACCUCCUCGGCCGGAAAACAACCUACGCUUAUCUUGCAGUGGCGGAGCCAUGGCCAAAGGUUUCCGGCUUCGCUAAAGUGAACCUCUCCACCGGAGAAACCAGUAAGUUCAUCUACGGUGACUCAAAAUACGGCGGCGAGCCUCUGUUUCUUCCCAAUUCAGAGAACGAAGACGAUGGUCAUGUACUAGCCUUCGUUCACGAUGAGAAGACAUGGGAAUCGGAGAUUCAGAUUGUGAACUCAAAGACAUUGGAGUUAGAGGCAACAGUGAAGUUGCCGACGAGAGUUCCUUAUGGUUUCCAUGGGACAUUCAUAAACACAGACGACUUGGCAACACAAGCAUUGAGCUGA
Lactuca virosa is the source of this 1809-nucleotide messenger RNA. NCBI's taxonomy places the organism in Eukaryota, Viridiplantae, Streptophyta, Magnoliopsida, Asterales, Asteraceae. The record is from the annotation of a GenBank genome assembly.